CUCCCUUUCCCCUCUGCUCUCUCUCUGUCUUUAGCCCACCCCGGAGUCGAGGGAAAGAACCCUCCGCGGGCUCAACCCGUCCUCGCGCGUCGCUGCCGCCGCCGCCGCCACCACAGCCACGAGGACCCGGAACCCUUCUCCCAGGCGUGAGAGCUCGAGGGGCGGCUGUCCGGGCGCCCGCCGGAGGCCCGGCGCCGCCAGCGCCCCUCUUACGGGCACUCCCCAACACUGGGGCCCGGGCAGGCCGCUGGCUCCACACCCCAAAGAAGGUCGGACUCCUCCAUUAAGGAAUUCCACCCGCCUCUCGGGACCAGGGAAUUAGAAUUCUCCUCAGGCAAUACUGUGGGCGACCAAACUGACGCAAUACCUUUGCAAGGCCUCCGCCUGUGGCGGGACGGUGACGUCAUAUUACGGGAGCCGGGUGGCCCUUGUCCGUGACACAUUAAGUAGGCGACAAGAGUCGGGGCGGAGCGGUAGGACGGAAACGGAAGCCGGACCGGUGGUCGUUCGUGUAGUCGAAGAUGCCGAAGGUAAAAAGAAGCAGGAAAGCUCCUCCGGAUGGCUGGGAGCUAAUUGAACCAACAUUGGAUGAAUUAGAUCAGAAGAUGAGAGAAGCUGAAACUGAACCUCAUGAAGGAAAGAGGAAAGUGGAAUCUCUCUGGCCAAUCUUCAGGAUUCAUCACCAGAAAACAAGAUACAUUUUUGACCUAUUUUAUAAGAGGAAAGCCAUAAGCAAAGAAUUAUAUGAGUACUGUAUUAAAGAAGGUUAUGCAGAUAAAAACUUGAUUGCCAAGUGGAAAAAACAAGGCUAUGAAAAUCUGUGCUGCCUCCGCUGCAUCCAAACUCGGGACACCAAUUUUGGAACUAACUGUAUAUGUAGGGUUCCAAAAAGCAAGUUGGAAGUGGGGCGGAUCAUCGAGUGUACCCAUUGUGGCUGCCGAGGAUGCUCUGGUUGACAGGUCUCAGAGUGAUGGGCCUACAGAUUCCACUUCUAGCUUAUCAUUAUUGUUCAACUCCAUGAGUAGCUGUUAAAGUGAACACUUUCCCCUGGAUAACUCCUGCUCUCCAAAGCUGCAACCUGCGAUUGGAGCAUGAUGGCAAAUAAAAGACUGUGUUAAUCAGUUGUAAUUAUCUGUGAUUUUAAAAUAAAACCUUUAACUAUUGGUAAC
Messenger RNA from Gracilinanus agilis (Agile Gracile Mouse Opossum), 1169 nucleotides. It is a transcript of the gene BUD31, whose product is annotated as BUD31 homolog. The coding region runs from base 522 to 956 and encodes 144 amino acids. Gene Ontology annotation, biological process: mRNA splicing, via spliceosome. The record is from RefSeq and is a predicted model, not a curated record. Lineage: Eukaryota; Metazoa; Chordata; Mammalia; Didelphimorphia; Didelphidae. Gene Ontology annotation, cellular component: spliceosomal complex; nucleus. The transcript is spliced from 5 exons.